AGAAACCAAUCUAACGGAUAAAAGUAAGGUCCCCACCGGUCUGACAGCAAACGAGUGGACCCGUCUUCUUCCCCUGAGUGGAGAGUUGUUCACUUACGGCAGCCAUUCUUAAACGUUCUAUCUUUGAGGCGCAUUAUAAUCCAUCAUGGCUGCCUACAAGCUAGUGUUGAUCCGCCACGGAGAGAGCAACUGGAACCAGGAGAAUCGGUUCUGCGGCUGGUUCGAUGCGGAUUUGAGUGAAACCGGGGAGAAGGAGGCGAAGCGAGGUGGACAGGCUCUGAAAGAUGCCAACUUUGAGUUCGACAUUUGCUACACCUCCGUGCUGAAGCGGGCCACCAGGACACUGUGGCUGGUCCUGGACAGCAUUGACCAGAUGUGGGUGCCAGUGCACCGGACCUGGCGGCUUAAUGAGCGCCACUACGGAGGCCUGACUGGGCUGAACAAGGCAGAGACGGCAGCCAAGCACGGCGAGGCUCAGGUGAAGAUCUGGAGGCGCUCCUUCGAUACCCCACCUCCUCCCAUGGGCCCAGAGCACGACUACUACAGUAUCAUCAGCAAGGAUCGCCGCUAUGCAGACCUGACUGAGGACCAGCUUCCAUCCUGCGAAAGCCUGAAGGACACCAUCGCGCGGGCGCUGCCCUUCUGGAACGAGGAGAUCGCCCCUCAGAUCAAAAAGGGAAAGCGGGUGCUCAUCGCUGCCCAUGGAAACAGUCUGAGGGGGAUUGUCAAGCACCUGGAGGGCAUGUCCGAUGAAGCCAUCAUGGAGCUGAACCUGCCGACGGGCAUCCCCAUCCUCUACGAGCUGGACAAGAACCUGAAGCCUGUCAAGCCGAUGCAGUUCCUGGGAGAUGAGGAGACCGUACGUAAAGCCAUGGAGGCUGUGGCUGCUCAGGGAAAGGCCAAGAAGUAAUUGGCACAGAAAAAGCCCUCUUUGUGUACGACCGAGUAGGUUUUGCCCCAACGACUGACCCCAGUUUAGUGUUUUUGUUUAAUCCUAACCUGGAUUGUAAUACACAAUGAGUACACUGUAGUCGACGGCAACCUCACUCUUCUUGUACAGUGCGGGGAUAGUAGAUGGUGAAUUAUAAAGAUAUAUAUAUAUAUAUAAGUGUCACUGCUCUCAAGACGUAUUGGGGUUUUUUGGGGGGGGGGGGGGGGGGUUUGUUGCUCUUUGCUAAAAAGACCCAUUGAUAAGACAACCUUUUUUUAAAUUCAGAGUUUGUUUAUUGUUUUUACACACGGUUGUGCAACAAAUUGCACUUGGUAGUCCCAUUUUGCUACAUGAUAAAUAGAUUAAUAAAAAAAACCAUCAUACUUUUUUUUCUUUCUUUUUUUCCCCCCAAUAUUGCUGAUUAUGUAUCUGUCACAAAUGCAGUAAGUUUAUUGGAGCUGGCGGCCGCCACUUUUACAUGCACCAUUGAAGCUGUAAGUCUGCUCAUGUACUGUGUCUUUAAGAGUGGAGAAGGUUCACUAGAGUCCACUGGAAUGGAUAGCCUUGCUGAUAAAGGUAGUUGCUUUAACUGGAUGUAAUGAUGAGAUACUGUUUUUCAGAUGCACUGAUGGUUGUGAAGAGUUAUACCCAUGUGUGUCAGAUCAUACAAUCUUUUUUUUAUUUUUAUUUUUUACUCAUCAGAUAUUGUAUUAUAAUUUAAUUUAAAGAGGACUUUGUGGGACCUCUUUUUUAUUUAAGGGACCACUGCGAAAGAGGGAACACUUAAUUUCUAUAAAAGGCUUUGAAGCAAGUCAUUGGUGCAUUCUAUUGAUUAAAAGUUUCCAAUCUCUUGAGAGCCAAAUGGGACGGUAAGAACAACUAAACAAUCCUUUCCUCUCCUUAUCUCUGUAUAUGGUAUUUGUGCUGUGUUCUUGCCGUCUUUUCCUUUUUUCUGUUUGAUCAAGUUAGGUCCAAUAUAAAUGGUGCCAAACAUUGCAUUAUUACCAGCAUUGCAACGUAUAGGCGCUAAAGCCUUUAUUUGAAUUAUAGCAUUUCCAGUUUCAAUGUUCCAUAGUUCCAUUGUGAGUCAUUUAUAACAGAAGAUUUCUAAAUUCAAACAUUAUUUUUGUUACUCUGUUUUGCUGCAGUUGGCCUGUCUUCGCGUCUUGGUGUCCUAGUGAUUAUGUGUCUGCAGCUCUUAUGCCUAAAGCUUCCCUCACUGCCUAGAGGUUUUAAGAGAAGGUUUCAGUUUGAAAUCACCCUUUAUGUAACACAGUAUUUUCUUGUUUAUUGACAAAUAACUCUUUGUUGGUUGUAUGUAUCUAAUGGUAAUACAUUUAAAAAUCAAA
Messenger RNA from Gasterosteus aculeatus aculeatus (three-spined stickleback), 2280 nucleotides. Its product is annotated as phosphoglycerate mutase 1. Gene Ontology annotation, molecular function: intramolecular phosphotransferase activity. The record is from RefSeq and is a predicted model, not a curated record. NCBI's taxonomy places the organism in Eukaryota, Metazoa, Chordata, Actinopteri, Perciformes, Gasterosteidae. Gene Ontology annotation, biological process: glycolytic process.